AUCACAAGUUACUCACCCUCUUAACUCUGAUUAACCACCUAAUAAUAAUCCAAAUUAUCAUAUUAUAACACCGUUUUGGUUGCUGAGAAAAACCUGUGCGGUUCCAUUGUGUUUAGCUGCAUAGCUAUCUAACCUUCUCCUUUUCUUCCCUCUUUUUGACGCCAAAUGGUGAAGGAUUUCCAAUUCCACCCAUUUUCCCUCGCCAAACACAAUCAUGUCUUUGUAAAGUUUUCAGUCUCCUUUCUUCUUAUAGGUUUUGCUUUUCGUUUGUUAGUCUCUGAUUCAUUCGGAUUCUUCUCCUCCUCCUCAGUCAUAGACUCUCCGCCACUCGUUCAACAGAAGUCUGAAACAGAGUCUUCUCCGCCCGCCCUUUCUUUGCCUGUAAAUGACUUCGAUGCUAAUGAUUUUGCAGUCCAUCAAAACCAAAACACUCUUUCUAAUCAUUUUGCAGUUAAUGCAACCGAAACUUCAGAUAUUGAAGAAUGUGACUUGUUUAGUGGAGAAUGGAUACCAGACCCUUCAGGCCCAUUUUACACCAAUCAAAGCUGCCUUCAAAUUGAAAGUCACCAAAAUUGUAUGAAGAACGGAAGACCUGAUUCAGGGUACCUUUACUGGAGAUGGAACCCACAAGGGUGUGAUUUACCCAGAUUCAAUCCAAAGAAAUUUCUUCAUCUCAUGAAGAACAAGUAUUGGGCUUUUAUUGGUGAUUCCAUUUCUCGUAAUCAUGUGCAGUCUUUACUUUGCAUUCUCUCUCAGGUGGAUGAAGCUAUUGAGGUGUAUCACGACGAAGAAUACAAAUCAAAGAUAUGGCACUUUCCAGGUCACAACUUCACUCUUUCAGUAAUUUGGGCCCCAUUUCUUAUCAAGGCAGAAAUAUUUGAAGACCUGAAUGGAGUUUCAUCUUCUGAAAUCCAGCUUCAUUUAGAUCAACUUGAUAAUAAAUGGACCGAUCAAUACAACAAGUUCGAUUAUGCGGUAAUCGCAGGUGGGAAAUGGUUUCUCAAAACUGCAAUUUAUCAUGAGAACAAUAACGUUACAGGGUGUCAUUACUGUCCUGGAAAGAACUUGACAGAGCUAGGAUUUGAUCAUGCAUAUCGGAAAGCCCUACAGUUGAUAUUCGAUUUUUUCGUUCGGUCGAAUCACAAACCUUGGAUUUUCUUUAGAACGACAACACCAGAUCACUUCGAGAAUGGAGAAUGGUUCAGCGGAGGAACUUGCAACAGAACAGUUCCCUUUAAAGUAGGUCAGAUUGACAUGAGAGAUGUAGACACAGUGAUGCGAGAUAUUGAAUUGGAAGAAUUUGAGAAGGCUAAUAAUGCAACAGGGGGGAAUUUCAAACUACUUGAUACGACACGGUUAUCGUUGUUGCGGCCGGAUGGGCAUCCUGGACCGUACAGGCAGUUUCAGCCAUUUGCAGAGGAUAAGAAUGCUGAAGUUCAGAAUGAUUGUUUACACUGGUGCUUGCCAGGGCCAAUUGACUCCUGGAAUGAUUUGGUAAUGCAGAUGUUAGUCACUGCCAGAUAGCAACUUCAAGUGUGUCUCCACUUUUCUUAAUGAGUUCGAGAAGCUUGACUGAAAGAAAAGUCAGCUAGUCCAUUUGGUGGUUAGUGACUGUAAAUGGAGAGUGCAAUUCUUUGGAACCUAGUUAUUCUAUCAUACUUGGUUGAAAAAAUUCUUUUUUUAAGUAGAUAGAAUUUCAUUUAGUAUCUGAGUACACAUAAACUUACUCAGUUUACCCUGGAUCUGUAAUUGAGUGAAUCAAAAUCUGCUUUUACUAAUUCA
Molecule: messenger RNA, 1782 nt
Organism: Jatropha curcas
Lineage: Eukaryota; Viridiplantae; Streptophyta; Magnoliopsida; Malpighiales; Euphorbiaceae
Gene: TBL26
Product: TRICHOME BIREFRINGENCE-LIKE 26
Cellular component (GO): Golgi apparatus
Molecular function (GO): O-acetyltransferase activity
Source: RefSeq, a predicted model, not a curated record